UCGGGGUGACGGUGAGCUGUUGAAUGGGGGGUGGUGGCAAACGGUGAGUGUGAAGUGUUAUGUGUGACAGCAUUCCUCUUCCUCUGAGUGUGCACAGAAGGUGAAGAAGACGGAGACGAACACAAGCUCCCAACAACUGGAGGUGGAAGUGACUCGGACAGAGGAUGUGACCUGAGGCCGACUGAGUCCUCUCGUUUCCGUCACAACAACUUUUCUGACCUGAACCUGUGAAACCAGAAUCCCUCGCCCGUCCUGACAUGGCUGCCCUCGGCGGGUUGUUGCGGCUGCUGGCGGUGACGUCCUUCUGCAGCGGGAGUUUGGUUGUGGUAAACUCGGGCGUGGAGGUCGCCAGGGGUCGCUCUGUGUUCGUCACAGAGAAAGAGCUGAAGAUCAGCGUGGAUCCGAGCGCAGACUGUAAGAUGGAGGUGGUGAUGAACGAACCCGUCACUCAGAGAGUCGGCAGGCUGACGCCACAGGUGUUCGACUGCAGCUUCAUGGAGGACGAGGUCAAAUACGUCCACAACGGGAGUCCACUGCUGGACGAGGACACGGUGAUGCUCCGAGUCUACAG
Messenger RNA from Paralichthys olivaceus (Japanese flounder), 571 nucleotides. The record is from RefSeq and is a predicted model, not a curated record. Lineage: Eukaryota; Metazoa; Chordata; Actinopteri; Pleuronectiformes; Paralichthyidae.